AUGUUGCGGGACACUGACAGCGAAGUCGAUAGCGACGAGACCGAGAUCGAGGAAAGUGUCGAGGCCAUUCGCACAGAUGCGGCGCAGGUGCGACCCAAUGGAACGAUGUACGUUGCCAUCGUGACGGCCAUGUUCGGAGCCAUCAUGUUCGGAAUUGACACGACGAACUUUGGAGCAGUGGUGGAUUUCGAGACAUUUGAGGGCGCUUGGUGCGUGGGCAAGUAUGGGAACAACCUUACGUGUAGCCACGACGAGAAUUUUGGUGCCUCGAAAAACCACCAGUGGCUUGACAAUUUUGUUUCGUGGGCGAACCUGCUGGUCUUCUUGGGGGCCGCGUUCGGUGCUGUUCUGUUUGGGCCGCCGAUCACAAAGAACAAGGGUCGCCGUCCUUGCAUAUCGCUUGGUGCUGCGAUUACCGUCGUUGGAUGCGCUAUGACCUCGUAUGUGUCCUUUGACAGCGUGCCCAUCUUUUUCAUAGGGCGCCUUGUGACUGGCAUGGGCAUUGGCUUGUGCUGCUUCGCGCUUCCGAUGUACAACGCAGAAGUGAGCGCCCCCUGCAUUCGUGGUACCACUGGAUCCCUCUUCCAGUUGUUUGUUGCGUUGGGAGGAUUGCUCGCUUCGAUUCUCACGGCCUUCUGCAAUGAUUGGAAAAUCGGUAUGAUGCUCCCAGGUUUCGCGGCCAUCAUCGUGAUGCUCUCAAUUUGGCUCACUCCUGAGUCCCCUAGGUUUGUCAUGGCAGAAGAAGGUUACGAAGCGGGUGUCGAACAGUUGGAGAAGGUUCGCAAUGGCGACGUCACCAAAGAAGCUCGUGACAUGUAUCAAGAAAUCGAGGAGGAAGAGGCCGCGGGUCAAGUCCGCUAUCGCGCGCUGUUCACGCGGAGGAAUCUUCGCAAGCGUGUCUUCAUUUCAUGCUGGAUGCAAAUCGCACAGCAGUUCACCGGAAUGAACACCAUCAUCAUGUACUCGGGUACUUUGUUCAGAGAGAUGGGCUUCGAGGACCCGCUGAUGACCAACCUCAUCUUCAAUUGCUUCAUGGUCUUUGGUAUGGUCUGCGGCUUGUUCUUGCUCGACUCAGACUACGGUGGCCGACGCAGCCAGCUCUUGAACGUCACGUCGAUCAUCGGACCUUUGCUUGUUUGCACCGGCGUUGGCAUCAAGUUCAGUUGGAAUCAUACCCUAAUCCUGAUUAUGGUCUGCGCUUUUGCGACCAUUUGGCAGAUGGCUUGGGGGAUGAUACCAUGGCUGUACCCUUCGGAGAUCUUCAGCACAUCUGAGCGUGAUCGCGCUGUGUCUCUUGCAGUGUUCACGCAGUAUGGAGCCAAUGCGGUUCUUCUGUACUUGGUUCCGAUCAUUCUCGGCUCCCUCGGCAUUGAGGGAACUAUGAUGUUCUUCGGGUUCUUCAACCUGGCGAACUUCGUCUUCGUACUCGCGUGUGUGCACGAGACAAAGGGCUUGCCCUUGGAAGAUGUGCCUGCUCUCUUUACGAGCAGGCGACGGUUCCGGGAAUGGCUCGGGCGGAAGAAGUUAAUAGACUGA
Messenger RNA from Symbiodinium natans, 1536 nucleotides. The record is from the annotation of a GenBank genome assembly. Lineage: Eukaryota; Dinophyceae; Suessiales; Symbiodiniaceae.